CUCUUCUUGCCGCGAUCUCUAGCGGUUUGCCGUGUACCCAUCUUGUGAGAGAAUAGCCACGGUCAUCCUUCAUAUGGUAUUUUGAGAGCGAUAGGAAUCAUGUCUCGUCUUCUCUCCCUCUCGAAACCGUGUUCCUUGCGCUGGCGAGCUCAGCAAUCACCUCGGCCAUGGCGUCCGCACAUCCUCAGUUACUCAACGAAUCAGAAGGACAAUGGACCAUCCUUAUCAAAGCCACUAUUAGUUCGGCAACGAGUACAUCGAGGUGAAAAUACGGUUUGGACUGUCAUGCAGAUGCAGUCUCCCGCGUUCGUUGAACCUAGUGAGACUCUCUCACAACGCGGCUGGACCGUCGACCGACAAGUUAUAAAUCAUCAAGUAAAUGCAUCAACUGGCGCACACGUUGCAUCAGCAUCAACAGCGGUAAAGUUGUCCUCUCCCCGUUCCAUUGCCAAUUUCUUGGUUUCGCAAGUCCGCGAUAAAUUGGCGAUGGGAUUCUUACCGAAAGGCUAUCCGCAUUCUGUGACGCCGGAUUAUACGCCCUAUACCAUUUAUUCGUUCCUGCAUUCAGUGUCUGGUACUCUGACAGGUACGCUAUCAACGCAGGCCCUUUUGCACGCGCUAGGAAUGGGUGCAGCAGCGGCCGCCGGUUUGGCUGCCACAACGAACUGGAUUAUAAAGGACGGCUUUGGUCUUUUGGGUGGUGUCAUAUAUGCGGGGGCGACCGCCAAUCGCUUCGAUUCUAGUCCGAAGCGAUACCGAUUUCUAGCUGCUGUAGCGAUUCAGGUGGCGACACUUGCCGAGCUGCUGACUCCCCUCUUCCCGCACUUGUUUGUACCUAUGGCCAGUGUAUCAAAUAUCUGCAAGAACAUUGGAUGGCUGGCUGCGAGUGCUACACGUGCAUCCAUGCACAAGGGUUUCAGCAAGGAAGAUAAUUUGGGAGAUGUCACUGCAAAAGCCGGAGCACAAGCUACGACAGCUGGUUUGCUCGGAACGGGCGGCGGUAUUUUGCUGAGCUGGGCAUUUGGAACAGCACCAAUGAGCCUGAUGACUAUCUUUGUUCCUCUUUGUGCGGCAAACAUGUGGUUUGCCUAUCGAGCAAACGAAGCUGUCGUGACACGAUCCAUUAAUUUAGAGCGGUGCGAGUUAAUCAUGCACGAUCGAGUACGACAUGCUUUGAACGGACAUGAUGCACCUCCACCACGUUUGCCGACCCCAGAGCACAUUUCCGCGCAAGAGCACUUUAUUUUCCCAUAUCGCUCCAUCUUUUCCACACCGCUGUCACUCGAGCCGUCCCUUCAGCGCCGUCUCAAUUCCCUCUCAAGUCCAUUAAACUGGCAAGCAUUUCUUUCGGGAAGUAUGUUUGGGUCACCUGGGCACAAAGAGGAAUACCGGGUUCUUAUUGUUCCAGGUCCUACUGGCGGCAAGAAGCAGCACAGUAUAUGGACGCGCUUCACAUCUACCGCACCUUCCAAUUCUGGAGUACACGUCUGCUGCUGGUACACCGAAAACGCGAAAUCCGAAGAUAUGCUCAAAGGGUUUUAUCAUGCAUGUGUCCUUCGAAUGCUAUGCGAGUCCAGGACGGAUAUGUCGGAAGAAACUCGCAUGCACCUCGUACGACAGGGCUACGAAGUGGUAGAGCGAUCGUUUGGGGACUUGAUGGAGAGCCUUAGAGCGGAGGGAUGGGAAUUGUCGCACACGCAUUUGGGUGAUAGAAACGCAAGAAUUGACGUUGGCCAUUCAACGUAGAAUUUCCAUAGAAUCAUUGAGACUCACUCACUUUUCACACCGG
This is a messenger RNA of Spizellomyces punctatus DAOM BR117, 1789 nucleotides long. RefSeq lists its product as uncharacterized. The coding region runs from base 100 to 1746 and encodes 548 amino acids. The transcript has a single exon. The record is from RefSeq and is a predicted model, not a curated record. Lineage: Eukaryota; Fungi; Chytridiomycota; Chytridiomycetes; Spizellomycetales; Spizellomycetaceae.